Molecule: messenger RNA, 353 nt
Organism: Owenia fusiformis
Lineage: Eukaryota; Metazoa; Annelida; Polychaeta; Sabellida; Oweniidae
Source: the annotation of a GenBank genome assembly
GGAAGAGAGUACACCGUGAGAGGAAUUUCUGACGACAAGACAGUAUUAAUGAAAUGUGAUCCAACCUUUGUUUUUAAAAUAGACAAAUGCCGUUGUAUGGUUGGCGUAGAUGACGACUGCCCCGAAGAGCAAUGGUCCGAAUGGUCAUGCGGAACGUGUAGAUGCGGGAUUGGUGAACGAACUUGUACACGGACACAAGUACUGCGGAAAUAUGAGCCAAAAACAAAAAAUGAUGAAAUUUGUAAAGAAGUGCUUAAAAUCCUGAAGGAAACCAAGGAAGAAGCUUGUGAGCCACAAUGCUGUAGUUGGAGUGAUUGGACCAGGUGGAAAGGUGCUGAAUGUUCCAACACGUG